AAGCUCAAUGUCUUGUUUACAGGUGUCAUUGCUGAUGGGAGAGGCUCCUGGAUGGGAUUCAGGGGCAUCACCAGGAACUCCCAGCCCCUGGGAACCCUGUUGGAUGAGCAGACCUUCUCCAUCAUGUAUCAGCAAGAAGCCACCUGGCAGCAGUCCCUGUUCAUGCAGAUGCGCGUGGCUCCGGUGAUACUGCGGGGCCCAUCGAUGCUGGCCCUGAGCUCAGCUCAGUGCCCCCCAUCUGUGCGGGUCCAUAGGGGCCAGGGAGCCUGCAGCAGACCACAGGAUAGCAGCAGCACGGUCCUGCGUUGUUCCAGUUACAACAUCUUCACUGGAGUGACUGGCCCCAUAAUAUGUGUUCUUGCACAGCAUGAGAUGUGUCUGACUUCUAAGGAAAAUGAGACGCCAGACACAGUGAUGGGGCACCAACAAGACUGUGGACAGGAAAUGGGUGAGCUGCCAACCACUGAGCUGCUGUCCCAGAGACCACAAGACUCCACUUCUGUCUUCAUCAUCACAGAGCCCUAUGAUCUGGAGCAGACCUCUGAGGAGACCCCAGUUCACUGGACAGCUACAGAAAAAGUAGAGUGAAGGAGAUGGAGGGAGAGUGGAGAGAAACCUACAGCACUGCUUCAACUGCUUGUAAAGCUCUUCCAUUCUAGGGGGGACACGUGUCUUGAGCCCAGCAGCUUGUAACUAAUGCUCUGAGCCAGGUGCACCACAGCCUUCCACCACUUCUUGUCUUAAACAGCUCUGUAGGAUGCAGUCCAUCAGAUCACAGACAAGAAACAUUCAGAUUAACAUCAGUGAGAGAAUCACUGGUCAGAAAUAUCAGGGUGUUGAGCACCAGACAGUGUGUUUGUGUCUGUGUCUGAUUGUGUGGGAGAGAGGUGGGGACAAGCCUGUUCUCACUGUCCUGCUGCAUGGUCUGAGUGCAUGACCAGGCUGAGUGGUUCCUCAGACUUUUCUUUCUUUCUUA
Erinaceus europaeus (western European hedgehog) is the source of this 976-nucleotide messenger RNA. RefSeq lists its product as uncharacterized. The coding region runs from base 52 to 588 and encodes 178 amino acids. The record is from RefSeq and is a predicted model, not a curated record. Lineage: Eukaryota; Metazoa; Chordata; Mammalia; Eulipotyphla; Erinaceidae. The transcript has 4 exons.